Lolium rigidum is the source of this 4457-nucleotide messenger RNA. RefSeq names its product E3 ubiquitin-protein ligase UPL4-like. Gene Ontology annotation, molecular function: ubiquitin protein ligase activity; protein binding. The transcript is spliced from 17 exons. NCBI's taxonomy places the organism in Eukaryota, Viridiplantae, Streptophyta, Magnoliopsida, Poales, Poaceae. Bases 16 to 4083 code for a protein of 1355 amino acids. The record is from RefSeq and is a predicted model, not a curated record. Gene Ontology annotation, biological process: protein polyubiquitination; proteasome-mediated ubiquitin-dependent protein catabolic process.
GCCAGCCCCGACGAGAUGCUGCUCGCCGUGCGCGCCAUCACCUACCUCUGCGACGCCAUGCCGCGCGCCGCCGACGCCGUCGUGCGCCACGGCCUGCUCCCCGUGCUCUGCUCCAGGCUCCUCGCGAUCGAGUACCUCGAUGUGGCUGAGCAGUGCUUGCAGGCCUUUGAGAAGAUAUCACGCAGGAAGCCGACACAGUGCUUGCAGGCGGGCAUGAUAACCGCCGUGCUGGCCUACAUUGACUUCUUCGCCUCAAGUAUUCAGAGGGUUGCUGUCUCAGCUGUUGCGAAUGUCUGCAAGAAGAUCCCCACAGAGUGCUCCCAGUUUGUGAUCGAUUCGGUGCCGAUGCUGUGUAAUCUGCUGCAGUCUGAGGACAAGAUGGUCGUGGAAAAGGUUGCGACUUGCUUAAUAAGCAUUGUGGACUCUUUCAGUGGUUCUGUGGAGCUUCUUGACCAGCUCUGCCACCAGGGCGUGGUAGAGAAGGUCCUUCCUUUGAUCAACACCAGUGGAAUCACUUCCCUUAGUCCGUCGACUUGCAGUAACUUGAUCGGGCUUCUUGCUAAGCUAGCCUGUACUUCACUUGUGGCAGUCAAGUCUCUCUUUGAGUUGAAUGUUGGUAGCACCAUAAGGGGGAUUCUGGUCAGUUCAGAUCUCUCCCAUGGGAUGCCUUACCUGCCUUCAGAAAACCAGAAUAACCAGGUCAAUGAAGCUUUGAAAUUAGCAAUCCAGCUUAUUCCUUCUGUGGCAAGAGAUGUUGAAGACACCCAUAUGGUACUUGCAAAAGAAAAAAUAAUUGUGGAUGAACCGCGGUUCUUGUGUCAGUUCUCUAGGGAUAUUCUUCCUGUCUUGAUCAAGGCAGUCAACUCUGGUGCAAAUUCAUACAUUUGCUAUGGCUGUUCUUCAGUUGUAAAUAACAUCUGUUACUUCAGUAAGCCUGAAAUGCUUCAAGAUUUGCUCAAGGAAACAAACAUAUCAAGCUUCUUGGCUGGUUUAUUGUCCCGGAAGGAUCAUCAUGUGCUAAUCUCAUCACUAAAGAUUAUCGAGAUUCUCAUGCAAAAGCUUCCGGAUGCUUACCUUGGAUCUUUUAUCAAAGAAGGUGUGGUCUAUGCGGUAGAGGCUCUUCUUAUGCAAGACGAUUGCUCAAAAUCCAGCCCCUCUGAUGGCACUGAACAAUCAGAGAACCAGCCCGCUAUAAGAAGUAAACCUACAUGUUUCUGCUAUGCAUUUGAUUCCCGCAGAUCCGAGUCUGCCGAAACAAGAACUUGUAGGAUUGGGCAGGGCAACCUUUUUAAUUUUGCAAGGCAUGUGAAGACAACUUACUUUACAGCUGAAGCAGUGAGUUCUGAGAUGGGGUUAACAGAGAUUUUGCAGAAGCUCAAAACUUGCUGUGCAGUUCUGAAUGACUCUGCAGAUAAGUCAUUAAACCAAGACGGUCUUCAAAAUGAAGAACACUUGUCUAACAUCUUGAGUGAGGUGAUGAUGGAGCUUCACGGAGGAGAAACGAUGACAACCUUUGAAUUCCUUGAGAGUGGACUGGUCAAAUCUUUGUUGAAUUACCUGUCUAAUGGCAUAUACCUCCAGGUGGAUGACAAUCUCAAAGACAACAAUGCUGACCAUUUUUAUGCUGUGCUAAAAAGAUUUCAAUCAUUUGCCCAUAUUUGUUUUUCAAGAAUGGAGCAAGGGUGGGGUGAUAUGCUCUUGACACUACUAGUAAGGAAACUACAGAGUGCUCUUACUUCUAUUGACAACUUCCCAGUGAUAAUGAGCCAUAAUUUCAAGCCAAGGAACAAUAUUUCUGAUAUCCCUAUUAGGCACUCAACAAUUACUCCAUGUAUCCGAGUACGUUUCAAGAAGGACGAAGAUGAAACAAACUUAUCAAGCUAUGAUAAUGCUGUGAAUUUGGAAAUCUCUUCUUCCUUGAAUUCCAUUGAACAAUUUUUGUGGCCCAAAGUCAGCACAAGCACAAGCGAUCAGGAUACUGAAUCAUCACCUAGUAGUGUUGCUUCCGAGAGCAAAUAUACUGAAGAUGAUCCUCAAGAAAGAGAUUCCAGCCCAGAUUCUUCUCCUCCAUCAGAGGGUAUCACCAGGGAAAAUCAAAAUUCUCCUGUAGAACCUUGCGCAAAGAAAGUGUCCUCAUCCUCUGCUGGGGGUCAACCAGAAAGAAACAAGGUGAUCGGGACUGAUCGCGCUGUGCAACCAAAACUGGCAUUUAGCCUGAAAGGAAAAGAGCUUGACCGAUCUGUUACUCUUUAUCAAUCAAUCCUGCAAGAUCAGAUCAACGUGGGAGCUGAUGUAGUUUUGGACACCCAGUUUUGGUACAGUGUGCAUGAUGUAACAUUUCGAAUGGCUGCAAAUCCAGAAAGAGAUGAUUGUCCUGAUUCGUCUAAUGCACCAAUAUCAACAAAUGACAGUAAAACAGGGUUGAUGUGGCAGGCACUCCCUUCCUUCAGCAGCUUGUUGCUUGGCAAGAUUUCAUGCAAAAUUGAUAAGUCAAGUCCAUCAUAUGACAUAUUGUUUAUGCUAAAAGUCUUAGAAGGAUUAAACCGAUUCUCAUUUCACCUCGUGUCUAAUGAGAGAAACCAUGCUUUUGCUCAAGGAAGGAUAACUAACCUUGAUGAUCUGAAGCCUUCUGUUUCUUCAGUUCCACUGCAGGAGUUUGUUAGUGCAAAAUUGACAGAUAAACUGGAGCAACAGAUGCAUGAUCCCUUGGUUUCAAGGUCUCGCUGUCUACCUUUAUGGUGCACUGAACUGAUGUCCACAUGCCCUUUCUUAUUUUCUUUUGAGGCACGAUGGAAGUAUUUCCAGCUGACAGCAUUUGGUUCUUCAUCAAUACAACAUGGGCACAUGAGGGAUACAAGUGGAAACAAUAUAGCAACGGAAAGAAGCCCGUCCUUUUCACGGAAAAAGUUCAAAGUUGAUCGCAACGAUAUACUGGUUUCAGCAGCAAAAGUGAUGCGUUCUUAUGCUCGGAGUAAUGCACUGCUUGAAGUAGAAUAUGAAGAAGAAGUAGGCACAGGUUUGGGUCCUACAAUGGAAUUCUAUACAUUGAUAAGUCAUGAGUUUCAGAAGUCUGGGUUAGGCAUGUGGAGGGGAGAGCUUCCUUGUGAAGCUCGCACUGACAAAACUCACAUUGGUCCCCGAACUGUGGUCGCGCCUAAUGGACUAUUUCCUCGACCCUGGUCUGCUUCUGUAGAACUUCCUUCGGAAGUAAAAAAUAGAUUUCACCUCCUUGGUUUGGUUCUCGCAAAGGCAAUUAAAGAUGGCAGAAUUCUUGACAUUCCAUUCUCCAAAGCAUUUUACAAGCUUAUCCUAGGACAGGAGCUUAAUAUAUAUGAUAUCAAUUCAUUUGAUCCUGAACUGGCAACGACCCUUAUGGAGUUUAAAGCACUUACUUGUCAAAGGAAAUACUUAGAAUCAUGUUCGACAAAGGAAUGCCAGAGCCCAUCUGAUUUGUCUUAUCGAGGUUGUACAAUUGAGGAUCUUGCUAUUGACUUCACUGUCCCUGGGUAUCCAGAGUAUGUGCUUUCUCUGGAGAGUAGCUCAGAUAAUGUAACCGCUGAGAAUUUGGAAGAAUAUGUUUCUUUUGUUGUCGAGGCAACAGUUAAAAAUGGAAUCUCAAGACAACUGGAAGCUUUUAAGUCAGGAUUUAGUCAGGUAUUUCCACUAAGCACACUUCAGGUAUUCUCAGAGGAUGAGCUGGAGAGAUUACUCUGUGGAGAACAAGACAAUUGGGAUUUUGUGAAACUUGUUGAUCACAUAAAAUUUGAUCAUGGCUACACCUCCAGCAGCCCUGCAGUCAUCAAUUUGUUAGAGAUCAUACAAGAGUUCGGAUGCCAUGAGCGCAGAGCUUUCUUGCAAUUUAUAACGGGUUCACCUCGACUCCCUCCAGGUGGUUUAGCUGCACUGAAUCCUAAUUUGACAGUUGUCCGGAAGCAUAGCAACAACGAUGCUGAGGAUGACCUGCCGAGUGUGAUGACUUGCGCUAACUAUCUCAAGUUACCUGCCUACUGUUCGAAGGAAAGGAUGAGGGAGAAGCUGCUGUACGCAAUUACGGAAGGCCAGGGGUCCUUCCACCUAUCUUGAUUGGAAACCAGUAGCAACGCGCGCCACACGCAGUAGAAGUUCGUGCGUGCUUUGUAAGUAUUAUCACGUAGGGGGAAAACAUAGCGUAGAAGUGGGAGGCUCGCUGCUUAACUUAUGGUGCGUGUCGGUGGAGCUGAUGUUAGGAGGUGAAGAAAACAGAGGACGCCCCGCCCGUCCUAUCUAUCCUUGUUUGUACAUAGUGGUAGAACAGGUAGAAGCCUUUAGGUGUGUGUGCUCCCAGGUGGUCGCGCACAUGGCGACCGCCGUUAACUUACCUCGCUGCUAUUUAUGUGGUCAUCUUUUGCUGUACAUAUACGUGGCCGCAAGUGCUAUUGCUAUCUAUCUAUAUAUAUCUUUCUGAGCUGGUGUUCUUA